This is a messenger RNA of Fraxinus pennsylvanica, 2103 nucleotides long. NCBI's taxonomy places the organism in Eukaryota, Viridiplantae, Streptophyta, Magnoliopsida, Lamiales, Oleaceae. The record is from the annotation of a GenBank genome assembly.
AUGGACCGAAAAGAUGGAAAUGGUGAGGUGGCUAGGCUGGUCGGCCGACUAAAAAAGCGCUCUAGCAAGCUCCAUCCAUCUAUAUCUUCAGCUCGUGUGACAACUCCUCUAGUGUGUAAAGUGUAUCUUGGUAUUACCUUCACCUUAAAAUCGCGACUGGGCAGGAAGCUCCUCCCGAAGCUCUGGCUGCUACCACGUUUCUUUUCAGAUUUCAAAAUGGAUAAAACUGAUGUAGAGAUGAAGGAUGCUAAAACGCUGCCCCAAGAUUCAGAGAAGAAACUGCUUGAAGCAGAAGUUGAAUCUCAAGCAGAAGAAUUGCCUUCUGCAGCUUCUGGUACACACAAAGCAAAUGCCAGUGUGAAUGAAGUAGGCAAUGCUAAAAGUGUUGCAGAUGACAGGGUUGACGAGGUCAAUGAACAAACUGCUGCUCAAACCAACAGUGGAGGAGUUAAAGAAGAGAACUUCGCUGGAAAUGGCAUGGCGGGUGGAGAUGCUAUUGAAAAUGUGACGGGAGAAGAAAACCCUGCUGAAAUUGUUGCAGAGGAGAAAAAGGACCAUAAAAUUGGUAGAGAGGAUGGAGACCCAGUUACCAACGUUUCAGAAGAAGAAAAACUACGGGAAAAUACUACUGUGGAGAAAAUCUCUCAUGAAAAUGAGCAACUUCCAACUGAAUUAUCUGCAAUAGAGACUCCUCUAAGGGAGGGUGAUCCUGCACACGGUGAGGAUGAAAAGAUGGCCGAUGUGGUUCAUAAGAAUGAGGAGGAAAUAGUUAAAGAUGAGUUGAAAGAACCAGGCAAUGAAUUUGUUUCUAAUAGUACUGUAAUGGAUGGAAAUGCCAAGUUGAGUGAAACUGCAAUUCCUCUAAUUGAGGGUGAUCCUGUGCAGGGUGAUAAUGAAAAGAUGGCAGAUGUGGUUGAUGAGAAUGAGGCUGAUACAGUUAAAGAUAGGGUUGAGGAUGAAAAGAUGACAGAUGUGGUUCACGAUAAGCUGAAAGAACCAGGCAAUGAAAUUGUUUAUGCUAGUACUGUAACUGAUGGAAGUGCCAAGAUGAGUGAAACUGUUGAUGAUACUUCCCUUCCAACCAAUCUAGGAUCUGCUACAUCCAGUUCCCUCAUCAAAUAUUCAACAACAAUUGCUGGAGAUCAUAGCGAAGAAAUAGUCAAAACCUUUUUUAGUCAAUCAGAGAUGGAGGAGGGUGAUGAUGGAGCACCAGAAGAUCAAGUAGCAUUUAUGAAGGAACUUGAAAGGUUUUACAGGGAGAAGUCAAUGGAUUUUAAACCUCUCAAAUUUUAUGGGCAGCCACUAAAUUGUCUAAAGUUAUGGAGAGCUGUGAUUAGAUUGGGUGGCUAUGAUCGGGUGACUGGAUUAAAAUUGUGGCGGCAAGUGGGAGAGUCAUUCCAUCCCCCAAAGACUUGUACAACUGUUUCUUGGACAUUCCGUAUAUUUUAUGAGAAGUCUCUUCUGGAAUAUGAACGGCACAAGACGCAAAGCGGCGAGCUUCAACUCCCAGAUCUUACGCUUCCUGAAGCUCCAGGUGUUCACAGUGAGGGAAAUGGAUAUCAAGGAUCUGGAUCAGGCAGGGCUCGGAGGGAUGCUGCUUCUCGUGCUAUGCAGGGUUGGCAUGCGCAACGUCUUUCUGGUCAUGUCGAGGUUGGUGAGCCAAUUGUCAAGGAAAAGAAUCUCAACAAUGGAGCUAAGCGUGAGAAAAAUCUCAAAAGCAUUGGCUCCCUAAAGCAGAAGAGACCAAGUGAAGAGGAGCAUUCAGUGAAAGCAGCACGAACUGAGACAUCUAAGCAAAUGGUUGCAUCGGUAGUUGAUGUUGGUCCCCCGGCUGAUUGGGUGAAGAUCAAUGUGCAACAAACUAAAGAUUGUUUCGAGGUUUAUGCCCUAAUACCUGGGCUUUUGCGCGAAGAGGUGCGUGUUCAAUCAGAUCCUGCUGGACGUUUAGUCAUAACAGGUGAGCCAGAGCAACCCGAAAAUCCGUGGGGUAUCACAGCAUUUAAAAAGGUGGUGAGCUUCCCUGCAAAAAUUGAUCACGUUCAUACUUCUGCUGUGGUUAUGUUGCAUGGGCGCCUCCUCAUCCGUGUCCCUUUUGAGCAGUGA